Oppiella nova is the source of this 726-nucleotide messenger RNA. Lineage: Eukaryota; Metazoa; Arthropoda; Arachnida; Sarcoptiformes; Oppiidae. The record is from the annotation of a GenBank genome assembly.
AUGUUCAAAACUGAAUCCAACGAGAAGUCAGUGAAUGACAGCUCUGUUGACAACACAAUGUCUCCACUCGACGCCACUGCACGUCAUACCAUGUACUCAGCAAACGCUAAGAUCGUGAAGCCUUUGGGCGAAAAAGUCGAUGAAUUCGAGUCCUCUAUAUCUCAGGCUUUACUCGACCUCGAGAUGAAUAGUGACCUGAAGUCACAGCUGCGGGAACUGCACAUUACGGGCGCCAAAGAAGUGGAUGUGUCGGGAAAGAAGGCAAUCAUUAUCUUCGUUCCGGUGCCACAACUGAAGGCUUUCCAGAAACUGCAGACAAGAGUUGUGCGCGAAUUGGAGAAGAAGUUUAGCGGAAGACAUGUGGUGUUCAUCGCUAAGCGAACUAUUCUCCCGAAGCCGACCAGAAAAUUGAAGUCUAAGAACAAGCAGAAGAGACCCCGAAGCCGAACUCUGACUGCAGUCCACGACUCAGUUCUCGAAGAUCUAGUAUUUCCGGCGGAAAUCGUUGGCAAAAGGAUUCGGAUUCGUUUGGACGGCUCGCGACUCAUAAAAAUCCAUUUGGAUAAGACAUCCCAAACCACGAUUGAACACAAAACCGAUACAUUCGCCGCAGUCUAUAAGCGAUUGACCGGAAAGGAGGUCACCUUCGAGUUCCCGGAACCGCUAUUUUAGAGAUUAUGUAUUGAAACAAUUCUUAAGCGAAUAAUAAACAAUUGAUAAAAAAUA